Molecule: messenger RNA, 816 nt
Organism: Cooperia oncophora
Lineage: Eukaryota; Metazoa; Nematoda; Chromadorea; Rhabditida; Trichostrongylidae
Source: the annotation of a GenBank genome assembly
UUGAAGGAUGACAUCGAUACUUUCACUGCGGACAAAGUAAUAGUGAAGAACGGUAAGAGUUACGAUUGUGACGUGCUUAUCACAUGCACUGGGUACACCUUUGGUUUCCCUUACCUGGACAAGAACAUCAUAAGCAUCGAGCAUCACGAAGUGCCGCUCUACAAAUUCGUUUUUCCACCCAACAAUACAAAUUUAGCCGUGAUUGGAAUGAUUCAACCAAUUGGGAGUAUCAUCCCCAUCUCUGAAAUUCAGGCUCGCUGGGUAACGCAAGUGUUUGUCGACAAGCUCAAACUUCCCUCUAAGGAUGAGAUGUGGAAAGACAUCACUUUGAAGAGGCAAGCGAUGAAGAGAAGAUAUUUCCAGAGUGAGAAACAUACGAUACAGGUGGAUUAUGUGAAAUACAUGGACGAAAUCGCUUCGUUCGUUGGCUGUAAACCAGAUCUUCGAAAGCUUAUGUUCUCCGAUCCAAAAUUUGCUUUACGCCUCUUCAUGGGAGCCAAUGUACCCUAUGUUUAUCGACUUGUGGGACCAAACAAAUGGGAUGGCGCUGAGGAUGCGAUACGUUCCGUACCGUAUCGAGUGAAGAAGCCUCUGAAAGCUCGAGAAUGCAGAAUGCGAAGACAUAAACGACGUGGACUUACUGACGAGUACUUCCGCUAUGCUAGUAUGAAAUGGAUUGCUGGCUGGUCUUCUGUGAUCUUUAUGGUUGGACUCAUUGCUUUUUGCUCCUGGAAGUGCUGGAAUGUCAAUCUUCGCUUAUUGUUCCUAUGUUGCCAUAUUUUUUGUGAUUUUCUCGUUUAUGCUGCUGUGGUUUGA